Molecule: messenger RNA, 4596 nt
Organism: Pangasianodon hypophthalmus (striped catfish)
Lineage: Eukaryota; Metazoa; Chordata; Actinopteri; Siluriformes; Pangasiidae
Gene: rhbdl3
Product: rhomboid, veinlet-like 3 (Drosophila)
Cellular component (GO): membrane
Molecular function (GO): serine-type endopeptidase activity; calcium ion binding
Source: RefSeq, a predicted model, not a curated record
CAGAUGGAGAUAGAGAGAGAGAGAGAGAGGAGCUCGUCAUCGUCGUCAUCAUCGUUACGCGCGUGUCGGUACUUUUUGCGGUGUGGCGAUGCGGAGCAGCGCGCGCAUUAACGGGAGCACCGGAUAAACACCAGUGAAGAGGCGAGGAGGAGGAAGAGGAGGAAGAGGAGGAGGACACGGAGAUGGAGACCCUCUGCCAGCGCGUGCACGGACUCGAUUAUAGCUGACUAAACACAGCACCAGCACCGCCGCGACCAUGACCACCGGAGCGCGCGCCAACUCAUCACCGGCGGUGGCGGCGCACGCGGAGGGCGAAGAGAUCGAAGUGUUAGAGAGCGGAGACACCGAGACCGGAACUCACGCGGACACAGAGUGGAAAUCUCUGUUUGAUAAGUAUGACCCGGAAAGUUCGGGCUUCAUCAGCGCCGAGCGUUUGCGUGACCUGCUCGAGACGCACGGCUCUGAACUCGACGCACACAAGCUGGAGGUUCUGCUGGCGCUGGCCAACGGGAACGCUGAGGGAAAAGUCCGAUAUCAGGAUUUCAUCAACCUGCGCGGGGGAAGAAGAAGAACAUUCCGGAGUGUGUGUGAGACGUUUCGUCUCGGCAACGAGCUUAUGAGUAAUAAGCGGUCGAACAGUUUCCGGCGCGCGAUCCAGCAGGGAGGGAGGCAGCUGAAGAGCUCCAGCCUGCGGGAGGAGGUGGGACUCGGUUUGUCUCAGAGACUCGUCCGACACGUAGCGUACGAGACGCUGCCUCGGGAAGUGGACCGCAAGUGGUACUUCGACAGCUACACCUACUGUCCUCCACCCUGGCUCAUCCUGACCAUCACCAUCGCAGAGAUGGUGGUGUUUGUGUAUUAUGGUCUCCUGCUGGAUCGCUGGGUUCUUCAGGUUUCCUCUCCGUCCUUCCUGAAGAGCCCUCUGCCCUACCACCCUCAGCGUAGAGCGCAGGCCUGGCGCUACCUCAGCUACAUCUUCAUGCAUGCUGGCAUCGAGCACCUGGGUCUGAACAUGGCCAUGCAGCUGCUGGUUGGUGUUCCUCUGGAGAUGGUGCACGGAGCCGCCAGGAUCGGCCUCAUCUACGUGUGCGGUGUUCUCGCAGGUUCUCUGGUCGUAUCUGUGGUAGACAUGGCUGCCCCCGUAGUCGGUUCAUCAGGAGGAGUUUACGCCCUCGUCUCCGCCCACCUCGCCAACGUUGUCAUGAACUGGUCAGGGAUGAAGUGUCAGUUUAAAUUGUUCCGGAUGGCGAUGGCGCUGGUCUGCAUGAGCGUGGAGUUCGGCCGCGCUGUGUGGUUGAGGUUUUACCCCCCCGCCGUGCCUCCGUGCCCCAACCCGAGUUUCUGCGCCCACCUGGGCGGGGUGGCGGUGGGCCUGACGCUGGGCGUGGUCGUGCUGCAGAACUACGAGCAGCGUCUGCAUGAGCAGUUCCUCUUCUGGAUCUUCAUCAGCGUCUACGGCCUCUUCGUUCUCUUCGGGAUCUUCUGGAACGUCUUCGCUUAUAGCCUGCUGGACGUCAAACUCCCGCCAGCACCAUGACCAGCGUGCGCGUGUGUGUGUGUGUGUGUGUGUGUGUGUGUGUGUGUGUGUGGAGGUCACCAUAACCUUUAAUCUUUGGCUGUUUGUGACUUGAGAACCAAAUGCUAAGUACCUCACUCCAAGCAUGUGUGUGUGUGUGUGUGUGUGUUUAGUGCCUAAACUGCAUCAUCAUCAUCAUCAUCAUCAUUUGCUGUGUGCCGUCCAAGAAAAAGAAGAGAUGCAGCAGAAAAGAAAGUGAAAGAGAAGGAAAAAGAGAAAAAAAAAUGAACACAGAGUCAACACAGUGAGGCUAAUCAUGCUAAUGUGGCUAACGGUGAAAUAGCGCUAAAGACGAUAAACCAAGAAUUAAUUAAUUAAUGAUUGGUGGAAAAAUCUUUGAUGAUUUUGGAGGUAAUAUUAAAUAGCGAAUUUGAGUUUUUUUGGCCUGUUAAUGACAAAAGUCUGUUAUGAACGCUGAUUAAUAAUUAGCGGAGGGCGGAGUCAAGUGGGGUUUUGAGACUAUAGCCCCGCCCACUUGUUUACAAGCUCAUUAGACAAAAAAUUUACCAAUGAACUUCUGACGAAAGUGAAUUUGUUUUUUUUUUCACUUUCAUAUUCAAAUGAAUUAACGUUUUGACCAGGUCACUAAACGUUACAUUUUUAUAUCAUUAUAUUUUUGCACUAGCCUGUUGUCUUGUUUUUAUUUUUACAAUACUUGUUAACAAACUUGUUAAAGUUUGUUAACAAAAAAUAAAAUACAGUUACCAUGGCGAACAGAAAUCACAAAAUUGCAGCCAAAUAGAAACCUCCGUUUUCAACACGACUGAAAUGAUGCAGCUACGUUUACGCUACGUUUACACUUACGCAACCACUAGCAUUCAACUUCAGCGCAACAGCUGAAGUUAAUUAAUUAUGAUGCGGUAAAAUGACAAAUCUUUAAAUAAAUGAUUCGGGAAAAUUCUUUGAAUCGAUCUUACAGUGGAGGUGUUUUUUGCAACAUUUUUUUCCAAAUUCGUUCUGAAAAGUUCAAUGUUAUUAGCGUAUAAACGUGGAGGAAGUUCUGUAAACUGCAUAAUGGUUUAAUCUUUACGUACAAUUUUACCAUUUUAAUCAAAUGUUGUUGUUUAUUCAACUAUACAGCGUACUGUAUGCUAUUUGGCUGCUACAGUUUUUUAUCGUAACUGAAAACUAGCUUUACAGGCCACGCCCACAAGAGACAAACCAGAAGCAAAAUGAGUGACUUGCGAUGCGUACGACGAUAAAUCUCGUAACUCCAAAUUUCUACAAAUUUUAAAGAAAACGCAUGCUUAGGAAGAUAUCGUAAGGGUUAUGAUAUCGUAUCAAAAUGGCCGCUCGCUGUUACGUCAGUAACUUUGCGUAAUUUUGCGUAAUUCCGUAACUUCCAAGAGUCGAAUGCAACAUUGUUACUUGCUAGUGGGAAUGUAGCUAACGCUAAUAUAAUGUUAUACCAGUAGAAAUAGUGUGUUAAUUCAAUCAAUAAGGAUCUUGCGUAUGAACGCAAAAAACAAAUUGUCGCAAAAAAAAUUGGUUUUGAUGGAGAUGGCAUCAAUAUCGGAUCAGUAUUAAAAUUUGAAUUUGUGAAUAAUAUCAAAUUUAUUCGAAUAAUUUUCGCCAUAUUGUUUAAUUUAUUAAUCGUAGUAUGGCUUUAUUAUAUCAUUAGAAUCCGUAUUAUGAUUAGCAUAGUGGGUCCAUCAUGCUAACUAGCAUGCGUUGACCUUUAUUCACUGUUAGCAGCGUUAGCAUGUUUGAACUAAAGAUCAUAGUGCUGAUGUCAGUUUCGAGAGUUAGCAUUUUGCCUGUUAGCCCUCAGCUGGAUGCUUUCUGAUUUCUGACCCGAAAGCAAAAGAUUUUCGCUCAGCGUUCCUUCGUUCGCGUUAAAAUGUAAACGUGUGUGUCGUGUGUGUUAGCGAAUGUGUGCGAUAGAUGUUUCUAGUGGACGUUCUAUAUUUUUAUAAGCGAUAACAGCGUGACAAGAAAAGCGCUAAUUUUUCUUAACGUUGCCAAAAAUUAUUAAUCAUCUCCUCCUCGGCUCGUCGGAGUUUACGCCUCGUUCUAACAAACGGAUGCGAGUUUUACAGAAAUCCGUUGUUCGUUUGCGCUAAUGAUGCUAUUUACCAGCAACACACUGGAUUUAAAGAAAUAUUUAAGUAUAAAAUGUAAAAUGGCGUGAAAUAAACGUGUAUUUAUAGCUGUAGCUGUGUUUCAGACACUGGACUAAUCGGUCGUGUGUGUGUGUGUGUGUGUAUAUGACGAUGCUAAUGAAGUGUGUGUGUGUGUGUUAUCUAUAGACGGUGCUAGCGUACAUAUGAACUGAAUGUUUCCGUUAGGCGUGUGCCGAUAUUAUAGUUUCAUGACAUGAUAAUCACGGCUUAUGACAAAUUUUAAAGAAAAUACAAUACUUAGGAAGAUAUUGUAAGAAUUUGGGUCAUGAUGAUGUCGUAUCAAAAUGGCUGCUCGCUGUUACAUCAGUAGUAACAGUCGCUAAGAAAAAACAAGUUUUCUUUGUUUUUCCCAACUUUGGAGGUCGAAAUUUGCUUAAUUGUGUAACUUUCAAGUUCCAUCUGAUCAGCCAAUCAGAAAUCAGAAUCGGUAAUAUAUGACAUCGACAUUAGCCUUUCUUUUAACAAGUAGCUAACAUUAGCUCGAUGCUAGUAUUUUAUGCUAAGCCACACAGCGAGCUGAAACAUUAAAAUUUAGGCUAAUGGCGAUCGACUUUGCAGUUGGCUAGUCACGUUUUGACCCUGCUAACUGAUUAUCGGCACACGCCUAGCGUCGAGUUUAGUGACUGUUCUGAAAUCAGCUCGUUUUUUUGGUCUAUGCACAAACAUUCAGCACGGCAGCAAGAUAAAACUGAUACCAGAUCAGAUAUAACAGUGUUGUACAGUCCGGACAGCGCUAAUAGCUACUAAUAACACGCGACCUAAACGAUUUAACACGCAAAUACAGCGAGUUCUGACCUCCUGCUACACCGCUGUCUCUCUUCACAACACCAAUCCAGCAUUUUCACUGUUUUCUUUUUUUUUUUUUAACAUGAAUGUUUAAGCUUUUUUUUUUUUUUU